CCGAAUGAGUAUGAAUUAAAUCUAAUCAAUUAAAUCACCUUUCGAUUUUUGUAUCUAACUUCAGUGUUGUUUUGAUUUUUGACGUAACACAUCAAAAUGACAGUUUAUAACAUUUAUAUUUUCGAUAGAAAUGGCACUUUGCUUUAUUACCACGAAUGGAAUCGGUUUAAACAAUCGGGGAUGACUAAAGAUGAAGAAGCAAAGUUAAUGUACGGUAUGUUAUUUUCAUUGAAAUCGUUUGUGAUGAAAAUUUCCCCAUUGGAUGUGAAAGAUGGUUUUCAAUACUAUAAAACGUCGAAAUACACUUUGCAUUAUUUAGAAACACCAUCCGGACUUAAAUUUGUUAUUAACACGGAUAAUGGGGCUCAAGGUGUUAAGGAGAUACUCCAACAAAUUUAUAACCAAGUUUUUGUUGAGUAUGUGGUCAAAAAUCCUUUGGUGAAAAUGAACGAACCGAUUGAAUCAGAAUUAUUUAAGAGCAAAUUGGAUGUUUUUGUAAAAAGUUCGCCGAUUUAUAUAUCAAAAAGUGCUUAGAUUAUAAAUAAAGGUAUAAGAAUUGGGUUUAGUUAAAUUGAAUGAAAUAAAACCAUUUUUAAAUUAAUAAAGAAUUCAUUUCACCUUAUUAAUACAAAUAAAUAAAGGUAUAAGAAUUAGAUUUACUUAAAUGGAAUGAAAAAAUAAAACCAUUUUUAAGUUAAUAAAGAA
Messenger RNA from Onthophagus taurus, 705 nucleotides. RefSeq names its product Blocked early in transport 5 (gene Bet5). Lineage: Eukaryota; Metazoa; Arthropoda; Insecta; Coleoptera; Scarabaeidae. The record is from RefSeq and is a predicted model, not a curated record. Gene Ontology annotation, cellular component: TRAPP complex. Gene Ontology annotation, biological process: endoplasmic reticulum to Golgi vesicle-mediated transport.